Molecule: messenger RNA, 1095 nt
Organism: Oppiella nova
Lineage: Eukaryota; Metazoa; Arthropoda; Arachnida; Sarcoptiformes; Oppiidae
Source: the annotation of a GenBank genome assembly
AUGUAUCCUAAGCCUAAUACCCACUAUCGAGUAACCAUUUCCUAUGAAUCCCUUCCGCAUAAUAAGAAGUUUUUUGUAGUUUUGGUGACCGGAUCCAACUCAGGCAUCGGUGAAGCUAUUGUCAAACUGCUCGCUAUAUUAGGCGCUCAGGUGGUGAUCACCGAUUAUUUUGAAGUGAGAAAUUCGCGAGAUUUUACGGGAAAAGUAGUUUUGGUGACCGGAUCCAACUCAGGCAUCGGUGAAGCUAUUGUCAAACUGCUCGCUAUAUUAGGCGCUCAGGUGGUGAUCACCGGUAGGAAAGAGACUGAGAUUAGGAAAGUAUCGCAAGAAGUGUUGCGAUUAUCACCAAAAGGACUCAAACCAUUGGAAGUGGUGGCAGAUGUGACCAAAACUAAAGACUUGGAAAAACUCAUGAGUUCUACGAUUAAGAGGUUCGGAAAGUUAGACGUUUUGGUUAAUAACGCUGGCAUUGGAGUCAUGACUACAAUCAGGGACAAGGAUUUCAUCACCAAUUUUGACAAUGUUUUUAAAAUUAAUGUUCGCUCCGGAUUGCAACUCAUACAACUGGCCCUCCCAUACCUGGACCAAUCAAAUGGCACUAUUAUUACCACAUCCAGUAUAGCUUCACUCAGACCUGGUAAAUCUCCCAUACCGUACGGCGCUUCCAAAACAACUGUCGAUUACAUAACUAAAGCACUGGCAGUAGAAUUGGGUCCAAGAAUUAGAGUGAAUGCUAUUAAUCCUGGCUAUAUAUUGACCGAUGAGCUGGUACCAUUUAUAAACCCAGAUAGGCUUUCCCAGUUGAUUGAGUCCACUCCACUUCACCGUAUUGGUCAGCCCCUGGAUGUUGCCAAAGGAGUGGUAUUCCUGGCCUCAAACUACGAAGACGUGAAAAACUCGCGAAACUUUACGGGAAAAGUAGUUUUGGUGACCGGAAGUAGUUCUGGCAUUGGGGAGGGAAUCGUCAAACUGUUCUCUAUAUUGGGGGCCAAUGUUGUGGUCAACGGACGUAAGGACGCAGACGUCCAGAAAGUGGUUCAAGAGAUCCAACAAUUAUCUCCAUAUAAACUAAAACCAUUAGGAGUUGUGGCGGAU